CUUUGAAAUGAUAACCGGUUAUUGUGACGUCACACACAGUUCUCUUACUCAUCGAAUUCCUUCAACACGUUGCGUGCAAGUCGCCUGUGUUUAUAUCAAUUUUAACAGUCUUUUCCAUUAGAAAUUAUUUUACAGAAUGCCACCGAAGAAAGUGGAAGAGCCAGAACGGAAGCCGCUGAUCGGCCGUGUUGGAGUCAAUCUCAAGGUUGGAAUUGUGGGUAUUCCGAACGUUGGAAAAUCAACCUUCUUCAAUGUACUUACCAAGAGUCAAGCAGCCGCAGAAAACUUCCCGUUCUGCACCAUUGAUCCUAAUGAAAGUCGAGUACCUGUACCGGACACGAGGUAUGACUACCUGUGUGAAUACUUCAAGCCAGCUAGCAAAGUGCCUGCAUUUUUGAAUGUCGUUGAUAUCGCUGGAUUAGUAAAAGGCGCAGCUGAAGGACAGGGUUUAGGAAACGCUUUUCUCUCGCAUAUUAACGCCUGCGAUGCGAUCUUUCAUCUUUGUCGAGCAUUUGAAGAUGAUGAUGUGACACACAUAGAAGGAGAUGUGAAUCCUGUGAGGGAUUUGGAAAUUAUCAGCGACGAGCUGCGAUUAAAGGAUAUUGAAUUUCUCAAUGGUCACUUGGAGAAAUUGGAAAAGCUUGUGGUUCGUGGCAAUGAUAAAAAACUCAAACCUGAAUACGAAACACUUCUUAAAGUUAAAGGGAUUCUCGUCGAUGAUAAGAAUCAUAUUAGAUUUGCUGAUUGGAGUGCAAACGAUAUCGAGGUACUCAAUAAAUACCUUUUCCUGACGUCAAAGCCGGUAAUUUAUCUGGUUAACCUUUCGGAAAAAGAUUACAUUCGAAAAAAGAAUAAAUGGCUCAUCAAGAUUAAAGAAUGGGUUGAUAAAAAUGAUCCAGGAGCAUCUUUAAUUCCAUUCAGUGGUGCCUUUGAGAAUAAAAUCAUAGAUAUGGAAGAGGUUGACAAAGCCAAAUAUUUUGAAGAAUCUAAAGUCACCAGCGCACUAGAUAAAAUUAUCGUUCAGGGAUAUAAAGCUCUGCAAUUGCAAUAUUUUUUCACUGCUGGUCAUGAUGAAGUCAAGGCAUGGACAAUUCAGAAAGGAUUUAAGGCGCCGCAAGCUGCUGGAAGAAUUCAUACCGAUUUUGAAAAAGGUUUUAUUAUGGCCGAAGUGAUGAAAUUCGAUGACUUUAAAAACGAAGGUUCGGAAUCUGGUGUCAAGGCAGCUGGAAAGUAUCGGCAACAGGGACGAAAUUACGUAGUGGAAGACGGUGAUAUUAUCUUUUUCAAAUUCAACGCCGGUGCAGGUUUAAAGGAUCCGAAGAAAAAGUGAUGGCACGUAUAUUUGGUACCGUUGCUGGUUUAUUUGUACAUCAAUAUGAUCUUGCUCUCUUGUUGUACUCAUCGAAAUAUCGGCUCAUCAUCCUAAAUCAUUUUUUUAAUUGACAAUCAAAAACAUAUUAUUCAAAGGGAAAUAUCAAUUUUCUUUGUGAUGUUUUUGUUUUAAUAACUGAAUCAAUUAUUUCUUAAUAAAGAAGAAGAAUAAAAUGAAAAAGAAGAAUACGACGACGAUGAAGAAAAUAUCUACACAAAUAGUAUGAGCAUCGCUUUCAGUGAGUGAGUGUAUAUAAAUAAUUAACUUUUAUGAAAAUUUCUUUUUUUUUUUUUAAUAUUCUAUUACAAAGCUUGUAGGCGAUAGUUAUAGAUCAUGAAUGAGACAGAGAGACAGAGAGAAAUGAAGUGAAUUGAUUUCCAUUUUUUUUUUUUUAAUGAAGAUGGAAAUCUAAAAUAUUUCUAUUAUUAUACUCUUCUGUAUUUAUUUUACACUGAGUUGAAUAUAGAUUGACUGACUAAAUAAACAGAGUUUCGGAUUUUAA
Leptopilina boulardi is the source of this 1874-nucleotide messenger RNA. RefSeq names its product obg-like ATPase 1. Bases 137 to 1330 code for a protein of 397 amino acids. The record is from RefSeq and is a predicted model, not a curated record. Gene Ontology annotation, molecular function: ATP hydrolysis activity; ATP binding; GTP binding. NCBI's taxonomy places the organism in Eukaryota, Metazoa, Arthropoda, Insecta, Hymenoptera, Figitidae. Gene Ontology annotation, cellular component: cytoplasm. The transcript is spliced from 11 exons.